AUGGCCUUCUUCAGGAGGGUCCGCGAGGAGGUGGCAGCAGACCAUACUAUCCAACGCAUCAAGUACGACGGUACUAGAGUUGCCCGUGCUACUCCCUCCGCAUCUGUCAACUACCUCCUCGAUAAGGUUCCAAUUGUUCAAUGGCUUCCCAAGUACAACCCACGAUGGAUUCUCUACGAUUGCCUUGCCGGGCUUACCGUGGGAGUUCUUCUGAUUCCCCAGUCUCUUGCUUAUGCAAAGAUUGCGACCAUUCCUGUGGAGUUUGGCCUCAUGUCUAGCUGGCUUCCCAACUUUGUGUACUUCAUCAUGGGGACCUCGAAGGAGGUAGAUAUGUCAACUGGACCAACUUCACUCAUGGGCCUUUUAACAGCGGAGAUUAUUCGAGAUGUGUCCCAGGAAGGCUUCACACCUCAAGCCAUUUCCUCCGCCGUUGCGAUGUCCGUGGGGGUAUACUGUCUCAUCGUCGGACUCUUCAAGCUUGGUUUCGUCCUCGAAUUCAUAUCUGUGCCUGUCCUAAAUGGAUUCGUUUCGGCAGCGGCCAUCGUCAUUAUGCUGGGUCAGGUCCCAUCUCUCUUCGGGAUCUCAGCCGGAACCGGUACUGCAAACAUAAUCCACGACAUAUUCGCCCAAGCGCCAAAGUGGAAACCCGCGACUAUGGCCAUUGGUUUCGGGGGUAUCAUGCUCUUGGUCAUGCUUCAAAAGAUUGGGCAGAAGUGGGGUCAAAAAAGCAAGAUUAUUUGGCUGCUCGCACUAGCUCGUAGUGCCGUCGUUCUCAUUCUCUUCACUGGAAUCUCAUACGGUUUGAACAGGAAUGUCAAAACCCCUGUCUUCGAAAUCAGCAAAGUAAAGUCAAACGGCAUCGCUACGCCAAAGAUGCCCGCGCUUGACCUGUUCCAGAAGGUCUUUGCUCGAGCUGUCGCUCCAUUCCUCGCCGCAUCCCUCGAGCAUCUCGCAAUCGCAAAAGGAUUUGGAAGGAAGAACAAUUAUGCUGUUGACCAGUCUCAGGAACUUGUGUAUCUUGGUGUAACGAAUUUCUUCAACAGUUUCUUUUCCUCCAUGUCUGUGGGCGGUGCAAUGUCGCGCACUGCAGUCAAUUCUGACACAGGCGUCAAGUCGCCAGCGUUCGGACUUUUUGCUGGUGGGUUUGUGCUUCUUGCCAUCUUCAAGCUAAGCCCUGCGCUAUUCUGGAUUCCCAAGGCUACACUCGCCGCUAUCAUUGUUACUGCAGUUUGGCAUGUCAUAAUGCCACCCAGGGUGUUCUACAGCUACUGGAAGACUUCCCUUGCCGACUUUGUCGCAUCUAUGCUCUCGUUCUGGGUCACGCUAUUUGUCUCAACUGAAAUGGGAAUUGCCUCCGCCGUUGGGUUCAACGUCUUCAUCCACAUCCUUAGUUCCGCUUUUGCGCGAGUUCGACAGGUUGCUGAGGUGGGAGAAGAUUCCACAGGCAAUAAAUUCCACGGCGCUGCAGGUGUUAGGGGAGUGCCACUCGACUCACAGGUCUUCAAGUUCAACCAGUCUGUCAUUUUCUGGAAUGCUUUCUGUGUCAAAGAUCAAUGCUUUGAUGUCGUGCAGACAUUCAACUCAGGCUCGGUUAUCGCAUACGAGGCGCAGAAGGUGAACCGAAACUGGAGCGUCUCCGGUGAACGACGCAUCAAGCAGAUGCGUGCCAAGGCAGGCGUUCUCGAUGACCCAGUUCCUAUCCAAGUCGUCGUCCUAGACAUGUCCAUGGUGACAACAAUCGAUACCACAGGCCUUGUUGCGCUCAGCGACUUUAAGGCUGACCUAAAAAAGUACGGUGGCGAAGGUGCAGAGUUGAGGAUAUUCGGUAUGACUGAGGACGUCCAGGCUCGCUUUGAGAGAUUUGGUUGGGAUUUAUACCCUUCGGAAAGCAUCAGCCUAGAGCAUAGAGGGAAAUCAAAAGGUACACCAUUGUAUCAUUCUAUGCUCGAUGCAGUGAAUGACAGGAGAAUUAUGGUUGCUGCAGACGAGGUUGGGCCGGAUGAGUUCAAAAUUGUUGGGAGUGAGAAGGCGUGA
Molecule: messenger RNA, 2034 nt
Organism: Lindgomyces ingoldianus
Lineage: Eukaryota; Fungi; Ascomycota; Dothideomycetes; Pleosporales; Lindgomycetaceae
Product: sulfate permease
Exons: 3
Coding region: 1-2034 (677 amino acids)
Biological process (GO): transmembrane transport
Cellular component (GO): membrane
Molecular function (GO): sulfate transmembrane transporter activity
Source: RefSeq, a predicted model, not a curated record